Molecule: messenger RNA, 2890 nt
Organism: Oncorhynchus mykiss (rainbow trout)
Lineage: Eukaryota; Metazoa; Chordata; Actinopteri; Salmoniformes; Salmonidae
Product: germ cell-specific gene 1-like protein
Cellular component (GO): plasma membrane
Source: RefSeq, a predicted model, not a curated record
UUAGCUACAAAGUCUCAGAGUACCAGGCUCAGAAGAACAUAUCUGAGGAUUAGCUCGUCAUGCAGGAGUCUCGCGCAACUGUAAUUACCCGCAUUAUGGUAACGGAAAGCCCGAUUAUCCUACAUUAGGAGGAUCUAAGGAAAAAUCGCCAUAUACUGUGUUAAACCUUGAGAUUAGCGCGUCUCCCUUUCCCGGUUUCUGUUAUGGGGGGGAUAGACCGGCGGCGGAGAGUAUCUCUGGCUAUUACGUUGAACUUCCUCGCGCUGAUUCUAGCCGUUGUCGCGUUGACUACAAGCUACUGGUGCGAGGGGACACGGAAAGUGGCGAAACCUUUCUGUACGGGACCGGUCACCACCACCAGACAGUCGUUCUGUAUCAGGUUCAACAGCUCGAACAUUAAUGACAGCAGACUGGUCCAGUACAUCUGGGAGACCGGCGAGGACAAGUACCUCAUGAGGAAGUUCCACACCGGGAUCUGGUUUUCGUGCGAGGAGAACGUUAAUAUGACAGGUGAAAACUGCAGAAGUUUCAUUUAUGUUGCGCCCUCACACGAAAGAGGAGUGCUGUGGUUGUGUAUCGUGGCAGAGUGUCUUUAUAUUCUCCUCCUGGCCACCGGAGGCAUCCUCAUGUCCAUAGAGGCGUGUCACUUAGGAAACGUCAUCAACGGCCUCAAACUCAACGCCUUCGCUGCCAUGUUCACUGUCCUGUCAGGUCUGCUUGGCAUGGUGGCCCACAUGAUGUUCACCACAGCCUUUCAGCUGACAGUCAGUCUGGGGCCAGAGGACUGGAAGCCUCAGUCAUGGGACUACAGCUGGUCAUACAUCCUGGCGUGGAGCUCGUUCACAGCCUGCAUGGCCUCCUCAGUCACCAUCAUCAAUCGCUACACCAAGACCAUUCUGGAGUUUAAACACAAGCGCAGGAACGUCCAGAAGAACCUGAAGAUCAAGCAGAAGCUUCUGGAGCUGGACUCUGGACCAGGGGUCGGGGUGGGUCAUGGGGGUCAUGGGGGUCAUGUGGAGCAAGUGUGGGACAUGUACAUCAGCUCAGUGCCCAACACGGCUGAGGAACUACUGGAUCUCUCCAGCAACGGCAGGAAGCUGUCCAACGCAUCAGUGUUCCUGGACUUGAACGAUCUGCCAGAUCCGAUAAGAGAGGAGUACUUCUGAGAGAGGACUAGGGGACUGACCAAAGAACACACAAUUACACACAAUUACAAACACACACACACACACACACACACACACACACACACACACACACACACACACACACACACACACACACACACACACACACACACACACACACACACACACACACAGUUCUUUCCAAACCAGGACAUUAUCCCACCAGAGACAAUAGAUUCCACCUCUUGUUUGGGGUACCUCUUGCACCCCCUCUCCACUGCCGCUUGGCUCAGUGAUGUGCUCUUACUGCUCAGCCAAUUGGCUCAAUGAUGUGCUUUUACUGUUCAGCCGCUUGGCUCAGUGAUGUGCUCUUACUGCUCAGCCACUUGGCUCAGUGAUGUGCUCUUACUGUUCAGCCACUUGGCUCAGUGAUGUGCUCUUACUGUUCAGCCACUUGGCUCAGUGAUGUGCUCUUACUGUUCAGCCACUUGGCUCAGUGAUGUGCUCUUACUGUUCAGCCACUCGGCUCAGUGAUGUGCUCUUACUGUUCAGCCACUUGGCUCAGUGAUGUGCUCUUACUGUUCAGCCACUUGGCUCAGUGAUGUGCUCUUACUGUUCAGCCAAUUGGCUCAGUGAUGUGCUCUUACUGUUCAGCCACUCGGCUCAGUGAUGUGCUCUUACUGUUCAGCCAAUUGGCUCAGUGAUGUGCUCUUACUGUUCAGCCAAUUGGCUCAGUGAUGUGCUCUUACUGUUCAGCCACUUGGCUCAGUGAUGUGCUCUUACUGUUCAGCCACUUGGCUCAGUGAUGUGCUCUUACUGUUCAGCCACUUGGCUCAGUGAUGUGCUCUUACUGUUCAGCCACUUGGCUCAGUGAUGUGCUCUUACUGUUCAGCCACUUGGCUCAGUGAUGUGCUCUUACUGUUCAGCCACUUGGCUCAGUGAUGUGCUCUUACUGUUCAGCCACUUGGCUCAGUGAUGUGCUCUUACUGUUCAGCCACUUGGCUCAGUGAUGUGCUCUUACUGUUCAGCCACUUGGCUCAGUGAUGUGCUCUUACUGUUCAGCCACUUGGCUCAGUGAUGUGCUCUUACUGUUCAGCCACUCGGCUCAGUGAUGUGCUCUUACUGUUCAGCCACUUGGCUCAGUGAUGUGCUCUUACUGUUCAGCCACUCGGCUCAGUGAUGUGCUCUUACUGUUCAGCCACUCGGCUCAGUGAUGUGCUCUUACUGUUCAGGGUGCUUCUGUCCUGACAACACUUCAAUAUGGGCUUCAGUCACUGUUUCCCUUUAUUAAGUAGUAACUAUGUUUAAGGGUUUAUUUGUUGCAGUAUUACAUGUGUGCAUUGGUUUGCUGAAGCUGUGCUUGUGUGUGUCUGUGUGUGUGUGUGUGUAUGUGUGUGAGCGUGAAUUUUAUCAUGAAAACUCCUCAUUUGCCUUUUCUACUGAGAAUAUAACACUAAGAGAGACAUAUUGUCCUACAGCAUAUACCUCUGUGGAAACACUGUUGAGCUGAUGCCACAUUGAGACACUGCUCUGAUAUACUUCAAUAGACUGACACAGAGACAUUUACUCUCCUCUGGAAUGAUUUCCGACAUGCUCCUAGUUUACAAAACCAAAUUGCAUUUAGCAACAGUGACUUCAUGUUAGAGGAGAUCCAAAUCCAAGUUCCCCUGACAUUCCAAGCUGAAGUAGAGAUGUGUAGAGGAUGAGAGAGAGAAAUAUGUAUAUAUAGACAGACAGACAGACAGACAGACAGACAGGCAGGC